This is a messenger RNA of Balaenoptera musculus (blue whale), 3561 nucleotides long. It is a transcript of the gene DRG2, whose product is annotated as developmentally regulated GTP binding protein 2. Lineage: Eukaryota; Metazoa; Chordata; Mammalia; Artiodactyla; Balaenopteridae. Gene Ontology annotation, cellular component: cytoplasm. The record is from RefSeq and is a predicted model, not a curated record. Bases 1551 to 2954 code for a protein of 467 amino acids. Gene Ontology annotation, biological process: cytoplasmic translation. The transcript has 10 exons. Gene Ontology annotation, molecular function: GTPase activity; GTP binding.
GAUGGGCACCGCAGGCCUCAGGGAGGAAGGUGGCUGGUCUCCGCUCUGCCGCGGCCGCGCCCCCUCCCUCCUCUCUGAGCCGGCUCCGGGGUGCAGGAGACCCAGCCUCCCCGGGCCCGGCGGGGACUGUCCAGCAGGAGAGGCCCCGCUGGCCUCUGCCUUGUCCCCGAGCACAGACGUUCACUGAGUGUGCGCCUCGUGCCGGGCACGUUCUGCCCCUGCCCACUCAGCCCCGAGCUCGCGGAGGAGAGGGAAAGGGCAGGCGCGUGGAGCGGGGCGGCUGCCCUGUGAGCAGGUGUGUGAGCAGAGCCCCGAGGAGAGGACCUGAGGCGGAGGCCGUCGGGGAGCGAGGGUGGCGGGGCGCCUUGAACUGACCGGUGUGACCCCCGGGCGGCCGGCGAGCACAGCCAGGCUUUGACUCCUAGGGUGUUGCUGUGGAUUCGCUCGUUUUAGCCUUUUCUUUCGAUCUUACUUUCCAGUCUGCAAGGCCUUCUCUCCCGGGUGAGAAGCCCAGGCCGGGAGGAGCCACUCUAGUGACCGAGAGCUGUGCCCUUGGGGUCUGGGCCCUGUUGGGAAUCUGGGCUCUCUGAGCACGAGAGGGCGCGGGCCGCCCUCCUGCAGGGGCCAGACAGGUUCGGGGGUGUCCCCCAGGUUGGCCUCUGGCAACCAUGGCUCUCAGGGCCGCCCGUCUGUCCAUACCUGUCUACCCCACCAGGUUUUUACGUUUCCUCAAGUUUCCAAGAGGCCCCCUGGGCAGAGACUUUGUGAUCUGAGGCCUGUGAUUCUUUCAUGAGCCCUGUUUUGGGUUCCAGGGGCCUGAGGGCGUGUGAGUGAGCUGUGCCCCGGCUUCCGGCUGACUAAGAUGGGGGUGCCGGGCCGGGCUGGGCUGCCCUCCUGGCACUGCCCGCUGCUUUGCUGGCCUCUGGGCCACAGCGUCCAUCACUGUGUUCGCCGCGCUCCCCCUGCCUUGUCACCUUCUUCACGAGGUCGGGACCGGGACGAGGUCCAGGGUCCCCAGCAGAAGCAGGACCGAAGGCCGGGUCUCUCAGUGCCGGCCGAGUGUGGCCCCACUCCCACCGUGGGCCAGCCGCGAGGUCCCAUCCGGAUCCUUCCCCGCUCCCCUCCCUCCCUCGCAGCCCCGCGCCACCGGCUGGCGCUCUCAGGCGGGAGGGUCCCUGCCUCCGUGCCCUCCUGGGAGCAGCCGCUGUGUGCCGUGGGACCGACACCUGCUCCAGGUUCUCUGGGCCCAGGAGGGUCUGGAGGGUCCGUGGAGCUGGGGAUGGGCCCCAGUGUAGCGGGGGAACCCCUUAGGAACCAGGUCCCUGUGUCCACCCGAGGCAGGCCUGAGGCCUCAGGCACAGGGCGGCCCUGUGGUGUGCAACCCCCCAGGCAGGGCCAGAGGUGACUUUUCCAGCUGUUCUCGUCACACCCCAGCGGGGGGAUGGGGGUCUCCCUGCGUCGCAGGCUCCCACACCUGGGCUUCUCCUGGAGGUGGGGCAGGACCCCCGCUGCAACGACAUGCUUUCUCCCAGUCUACCUUCCUGAGCCUGAUGACCUCCACGGCCAGUGAGGCUGCGUCCUAUGAGUUCACAACCCUGACCUGCAUCCCUGGGGUCAUUGAAUACAAAGGCGCCAACAUCCAGCUCCUGGACCUUCCUGGAAUCAUCGAAGGCGCAGCACAAGGGAAGGGCCGUGGCCGGCAGGUGAUCGCCGUGGCACGCACAGCCGACGUCGUCAUCAUGAUGCUGGACGCCACCAAGGGAGAGGUGCAGAGGUCCGCAGUUGGGGUGGGGCAGGCUGACAGCCUGGGAAGGCCCUGCGGGGGGAACAGGACACUGGCCACCACCCGUGUGUCCCUGAGUUCGUGGUGGGUGGUCCCAGGGGUGCUUGGCCCUCUGCCACGUGGGAGCAGUGGCAGGACUGUCCACGGCUACACCCAGUGCAGGCGGCCUGGGGCAGCCUCCCCGAGAGGCUUGUGUCUGGAGGAUGGGGCUGUGCCGUGCCACCCAGGCUCUGGCUCCUGCCUGCAGGGGCCUGGGUGCCCCGUUGCUGCCCAGAGUCUGCCAGGAGCCCGGCCCCAAACAGCAGAGCCUUGCUCACGCCCUGGCUUGCGGCUGAGGGCACAGCAGGCCAGUCUGCACCCUGGCCGCACACCAGCCGAUCUCCCCUCGGACCGGCCAGAGGGUCUGGGGCUCCUCCUCAGCACCUUUGGUUGCUGGGAGGGGACGUUCGGCGGCUGGUGGCGGGUGCGGGAGGGCCGGCCGUGGAGAGUGGGGGCCGCACGGCCUGCCCCGGGCACCUGUGAAGGCCACGGGGGCUCCACCAGGUCCCUGCUGGAGAAGGAGCUGGGGUCGGUCGGCAUCCGCCUCAACAAGCACAAGCCCAACAUCUACUUCAAGCCCAAGAAAGGAGGCGGCAUCUCCUUCAACUCGACGGUCACGCUGACGCAGUGCUCAGAGAAGCUGGUGCAGCUGAUCUUGCACGAGUACAAGAUCUUCAAUGCGGAGGUGCUCUUCCGAGAAGACUGCUCCCCGGACGAGUUCAUAGACGUGAUCAUGGGCAACCGCGUGUACAUGCCCUGCUUGUAUGUUUAUAACAAAAUCGACCAGAUCUCAAUGGAGGAAGUGGACCGCCUGGCCCGGAAACCUGACAGCGUGGUCAUUAGCUGCGGCAUGAAGCUGAACCUGGACUACCUGCUGGAGAUGCUCUGGGAGUACCUGGCCCUGACCUGCAUCUACACCAAGAAGAGAGGCCAGAGGCCGGACUUCACGGACGCCAUCAUCCUCCGGAAAGGGGCCUCUGUGGAGCACGUGUGCCACCGCAUCCACCGGUCACUCGCCAGCCAGUUCAAGUACGCGCUGGUGUGGGGCACCAGCACCAAGUACAGCCCGCAGCGGGUGGGCCUGACCCACACCAUGGAGCACGAGGACGUCAUCCAGAUCGUGAAGAAGUAGCGGCCCCGCCCCCGCGGGACUCACCGGAGCCUAAACUGGGAAAAUACAAAUGCACCCCAGGAAGGGGCCUCUCACGUCUCUGCUGUUUGCAGAAAUUUCUUCAAUGGGCAGAUUGGUGGAGAGCAUGCUGGGGCCUUGGGAUGAGGUUGGGGAUGGGCUGGGCUGGCGGCAUUUCCCGUGAGACUGGACUCUGGAAGGGGUCCUAUUUGGGUCCCUGGGCCUGCGCCGUCUCCCCCCACCACCACCCCACCCCACCCCACCCCACCCCUGGCCCCGUCCAGUGCAGAGUGAGCGAGUUGCCCACCUGCCCCCCGCUAGGGCCUAGUGCAGACGGCUGGCCUGGUGCCGGGCGGGGAGCUGGGCCUACUUGGGUCCCUGGCGGCACCUCAGCUCCCGCCAGCUUCUCUGGUUCUCAGGGAGGGCGCUGCCCAGGACAAAACCCCCUAUCUGCCCCCCAUCCCUGGGCACCCCCUGCCCAGCACAGAGCCCAGGACCCAGCCCGGUGCAGACACCUGGGCUGGGGGAUUUGGAGUCUGGGCUCUGCGUUUUCUCUAAAUACCAUCCCGCCCUGCACCCCCAAUCUCUCGGCUGUCCUUCCUGAAAUAAA